Messenger RNA from Carassius auratus (goldfish), 3268 nucleotides. Its product is annotated as maternal B9.15 protein-like. Gene Ontology annotation, cellular component: nucleus; cytoplasm. The coding region runs from base 1273 to 2076 and encodes 267 amino acids. The record is from RefSeq and is a predicted model, not a curated record. Lineage: Eukaryota; Metazoa; Chordata; Actinopteri; Cypriniformes; Cyprinidae. The transcript is spliced from 5 exons.
GGAUGCAGACCCUGAAUUUGGACACAGCUUACAAUUCCCACAAAGCCUUAUCCCUUCAACACAGUAAUUGCACUCCUGUUAAUUGCACCAGGUGCCUUAACUUAUUAGUCAUUAUCCUCCUUAUAUUAACCAGUCCUUUUCUGUUUGUCUGCAUGGAGUCCUUUCCUUCCGUUACCCAGUUUCCUCGCCCUCCGAGUGUCCUGUUCCUUUUCCUGUUCCUUCCCUGUUUGUUGAUUUUUUGAUUGAAUUCGGGUUUUUGACCCUUGCUUGUUAAUUUACAAUUUGGAUUACCCUUAUUAAACCACACUGUGAUUGGAUCUUUCGUCUCCUGUAUUUCCCUGGGUCUCUGAUCGUCACAAACCUAAGCUCAUGAUUCUGUCACAAGUAACUCAAAAGUUUGACAUGUAGGUGGAAAACAAAUUUGAUCUCAGCUCUGUUUGAGCCCUUUGUGCAUUGUUAAAAAGACUUACUCUUGAAUGAGUUAUUAUUGUGUCACUGAAAUCAGCAGUCUGACUAAUGCUUGAGUGUAUUCACAGCAUGCUGCUCAAAGGUUGCCUAAUGCAACAAUCUCAGUCACAUGUUCGGUUUUGGUUUAAUUAGUGUAAUAUACAUUUUAUAGGUUAACCUGAUUUUUUUUCUUGGAACCUUAUAAAAAUGAAUCAUUUAUAGGUUACAAAGACUUAUGAAUUGUCAUACAUAGACUAUCAUGAUUCACAAGGUAAAAACCAAAGUUUAAUUUAAACAGUAGCUGUUAAUUGUAGAAUAAAACAUUUAAUAAACAUAUCUUCUUUUGGUUUUAUUAACUAAAAAAAAAAGAUAAAAAAAAGAAAGCUCAGGUCAUGAUCAUUCUUUUGAAUGUCUUGGAUAUAAAAUCCUUAAAUUCAUAAAAAAUGUAAGAGUGGCCUAUGUCAGGUAUCUUGUUCAGCAAUAUAGCAUUAUGAAAAUACUUAUUUGAUAAUACAACCUCCAAUGUGAGUCCAAAGGUUUAUUAUUUAUGUUUAUUUGCACUUUUAUGUGUCUAAAUUUGCAACUGUUAACCUUAUUUAGCAAUAUGCUGUUGGAAAAAGAGUGCCUUUUUUUCUUAUUUGUAUCUUAUUUGCCUGUAAUGCAAAUUAUGGCUGUGGCAUAUUAUCAGUAUGACAAGUCUUCACAUGUGGAGUCCAGUAACAGCUGACACAGCUUCAACAUGUGUCAGAGGAAACAGAAAACAAUGCUCAUGGAAGUUCCUCUAUCACAGAUGCCAAUAGAGAUGACCUACAAAACUUGGUGAGAAUGAAGAAGGAAGUGAGUGCUGGCGUGAAUUUUCUGAAAGGUUUGGUAGUGGAGCGUGGAGGUGUGGAUCAAAUUAAAGCCAAACUUUUCGCUGCUAAUUUACAAGAGCUUCUGCUUAAAAAGUUCACUGGCCACUGGUACCCAGACAAUCCUUGCAAAGGACAGGCAUACAGAUGCAUCAGAAUAAAUGACAAAAUUCCUUGUGAUGAAUCGGUAUCACAAGCGUGCGUGGAGAGCGGCUUAAAGCCAAGCGAGUUAGGUUUUCCUCGGGAGAUCACGAUCUGGAUCGAUCCAUCGGAGGUGUGUGUGCGUUCUGGAGAGAAUGGCAGAUAUUUUACAGUCGCUCAGUUUACUAAAGUGGAGGAUGAGGAAAGGGACUUUAAUCAGGGUGAUACUUUUAGCCAAGCGGAUUCUGUGAAUCUGGAUACAUCGGACUACCACUCAGCGACCUCAUCUGACUGCGGCUCAGCAGUCUCAAGUGAUACAGAAGAGGAGGUGAAAGAGAACCAAACAAAAAAAGCAGAGGAGAGAAAAGUGAAGAAUACAGUUCAUACAGCAAGAUCUAAAGCAAGGGAAUCUAAAGGGCCAUGCAAGUUUACUCCAGCUCAGAUCCCUGGCCCGCAGUACUUUUAUAACCCUGCACCGAUGUGGCCCCAUCACAAGAAGAAGAGAGGCAUGUUCUUCACGACUGUAUGUGCACCGGCACCUUCUCCGCUGUUUGCUUACUACGUCAUUCCCAAAGCCCCUCCUCAGUUCAUUGUGCCUCACGCUACCCUCCAAACCUGGGGGACAGUGAAAGGGUAACCUAAACCAGUCUAUCUGUAAUGUAAGACGCAUCUUGCAGGGAACUUUAUAGCAUAUUGGAAUGAAAUUUUAAACUUGAAAUAUAGUGUCAAGCAUGCCAACUAUUUAACUUUUUAUUUUUUUUUUACUGAUUUUGGGCUUAUUAAUUCAAAUGAACUUUAAGCUUUUCGUUUGACCUAUUCUGCCAUUAUUUAUUUUUUCUUUGGGUUUUAGCUUUAGGUUUUUAUGCGCUUAAAAUGGUCAGUCAGUAUAUUUAAACUUCUCUUGCACAAAACACUGGCUCUGUUUUUACUUGAUCACAAACUGUACAGGCAUUAUUUCUCAACUUUGCCAAAAAUGGAUUACCACAUACUUGAAAUUUUUUCAGUCAUAGAUAUGGAAAUGAAAACUUUUCCAGUAGCUUCUGUUGGGAUUGUUUUAAUGUUUUAGUAACUUUUUAUUCAUAGAAUACUUGAGUUAUAUUUAUUGGAGUAGUUGUUUUGAGUGAAUUUAGUUAUUAUAUGGAUGCACAUUCCCAAAUAUAACCAGCAGUUCAGCUCAGGUGUAAUAGUUUAAUUACCUCUAAAACAACAAGCAUCCUAUACCUUUUCUAUUAAAAAUAAUCUCAUAUAGGCUAUUGAAGUUCCUGACUAAUGGGAAUUCACUUUUAAGAAUAAUCAUAUCUGCUCAAGAUGUAGAGAGGACUGCAUUAAAUGAUGAUAAUUGUACUGUAUAUUUUUCCAAUACCACUAGGUGGCAGUACACAUUGCCUCAAGACAAUUUCAUUACAAGCCAUAUUUCCACAUUUCAUUAUCUUGAUAUUUUGAUUGUACAUAACGGAUUUUCUUCUUGUAGUAUUUGUUUUGUAAACACUGCAUGUAAAAGUGUACAGUGUCAUCUCACAAUCGCUGCCAUGUGUACCAGCAGAAAUGUUUUAAUAACCUGCCUUUUUAGAUUUUACCUUUGCUAUAUCAUUAUUAUUAUAUAAAUUAAUUGUGUGUGGUUUUGUAUGUUAUACGUGUGACCUAUGCUUUAUUUACAAAUUUUGCCUUUUUUUUGUCUUCAAAUUCAUGUGUCCUUUCUUCCCCUGUAAUCUUUCAAAUCAGUUUUGCUGUUAUGCAUUCACUGUAAAUAUUGUUUCUCCUUUAGCAAAAAAGUAAUGAGCUAUGUCCAAAGGAUGUUACAAAUAUAUAUUUUAUUACUAAAACAGUAA